This is a messenger RNA of Labeo rohita (rohu), 3907 nucleotides long. RefSeq names its product ilvB (bacterial acetolactate synthase)-like (gene ilvbl). Gene Ontology annotation, biological process: L-valine biosynthetic process. NCBI's taxonomy places the organism in Eukaryota, Metazoa, Chordata, Actinopteri, Cypriniformes, Cyprinidae. The transcript has 16 exons. The record is from RefSeq and is a predicted model, not a curated record. Gene Ontology annotation, molecular function: acetolactate synthase activity; magnesium ion binding; flavin adenine dinucleotide binding. Gene Ontology annotation, cellular component: acetolactate synthase complex. Bases 14 to 2098 code for a protein of 694 amino acids.
CUGAGAGCGCUGAAUGUGCAAGUACGGACAAUUACUCAACUACCGGAGCAGUUUUUCCGCAUAUUGCGUAACACGCUCUCACUCGGUCCAUUCAGUGCUUUUUGUUUGUGUUACUAACGCAGUGAAUAGGAGCGCAUUCAUCGGCCUCAGCAGCAACUGCAGCGGGGGGAAGAGCUGGCAGGUUUCUAGCAGGACAGGUGGACAUAAGGUCGUAAAGCACCAACCCACAGUGAUGGACAUUUCUGUGGUUUUGGGCUGCUCUCUGGGUGCUGCCCUUGGGGGUAUGAUCUUUGCAGCUUAUAAACUGGGCUUGCUUUACCAACUAUUUCAUAAGACAGAGAGACAGAGCCCUCGACAUGGAGGAGAGAGCGUGGCGGAGGUUUUGCGUUCUCAUGGGGUCAAAUUUGUCUUUACAUUGGUGGGAGGACACAUCUCACCCAUCCUGGUGGCCUGUGAAAAACUAGGCAUCCGCAUCGUCGACACACGCCAUGAAGCCACAGCUGUGUUUGCUGCCGAUGCCGUAGCAAGACUUUCCGGUACAGUCGGUGUGGCUGCGGUGACAGCGGGGCCGGGACUGACAAAUACAGUGACUGCGGUGAAGAAUGCACAGAUGGCCGAAUCACCGCUGCUUCUGAUUGGCGGUGCUGCUGCUACUCUCCUACAGGGUAGAGGUGCACUGCAGGAUAUUGACCAAAUGUCCCUCUUCAAGCCCCUCUGUAAAUUCUGUGCAUCAGUGAGAACUGUGAGAGAAAUUGUUCCCACUGUCAGAAAAGCCUUGGCCAUCGCACAGUCUGGCACACCAGGCCCAGUGUUUAUAGAGUUUCCCAUAGACACACUGUACCCUUACCAUGUGGUGGAAAAAGAGUUUGCACCUAAAAACACUCCCAAAGGCCUGAUGGGGAAAAUCAUUGCAUGGUAUCUCCGGAAUCAUUUAUCAAACUUGUUUGCUGGAGCUUGGGAGACACGUGAUCUGUCCCCACUUCCUGUUCACAUCCCACACGCCACAGAUGAUGAGGUUCAAAGGUGUGUGGAAUUGGUGAGCAGAGCCAAGAAACCUGUCAUACUGUUAGGCAGUCAGGCAACUUUACCCCCUACACCAGCAGAUGAUAUCAGAAAGGCCUUAGAAUCUUUAGGCAUUCCCUGCUUCCUAGGUGGAAUGUCCCGGGGGAUGCUGGGAAAGAACAGUCCACUGCACAUUAGACAAAACAGGAGAGAUGCCCUAAAAGAUGCUGAUCUCGUGCUGCUGGCAGGUACGGUGUGUGAUUUCAGACUGAGUUAUGGAAGAGUGUUGAACAGACGGAGCAAAAUCAUUGCAGUCAACAGAGACAAGAGUCAGCUACUGAAGAACUCGGACAUGUUCUGGAAGCCAACAGUGGCCAUUCAAGGCGAUGCUGGUUCUUUCCUCCUUCGUCUCUCAAAAGCCCUGAAGGGACACCGAUGUCCAGAGGAAUGGCCUAGAAGUCUGAAAGAGGGAGAUUCUAUCAAAGAGAAAGCUAACAGAGCAAAAGCAGAUGAGAAGACAGAGAGGCAUUUAAACCCUCUGAGUGUUUUGCAUCGUGUGGAUGAGCUCUUGGCUGAGGACAGCAUCAUAGUGGCUGAUGGGGGUGAUUUUGUCGGCAGCGCUGCGUAUAUCAUGAGACCACGGGGCCCGCUCCGCUGGCUGGAUCCAGGGGCCUUUGGGACUCUGGGUGUUGGAGGAGGGUUUGCUUUGGGAGCGAAGCUUUGUCGACCUGAGUCUGAGGUAUGGAUCGUUUACGGUGAUGGUUCUCUCGGAUAUAGCGUUGCUGAGUAUGAUACCUUCACACGCCACAAGACCCCAGUGAUCUCUCUGGUGGGAAAUGAUGCGUGCUGGAGUCAGAUCUCCAGAGAACAAGUGCCUAUGCUCGGGAGCAACGUAGCCUGUGGUCUUGCCUUUACAGAUUAUCACAUUGUAGCCGAUGGUUACGGAGGCAAAGGUUACCUAAUUGGCCGAGAGGAUGAGUCGCAGCUUGAUGACAUAAUUAAAAAGGCGCAGAAGGAGUGCAGAGAGGGAAAGGCCGUUCUGCUGAACGUUCUGAUCGGAAAGACCAACUUUAGGGAAGGUUCAAUCUCAGUUUAGAGAGAAACACUGUGCACCAUCCUGCCUAGAUACCCAAAGUCUUUCUUGUGUUGUCAUGCUCACAAUACAAAUAUAACUGUACGACACACCCUUUACUAGGUUAUACGGAUUCAGCUGAUUUUUUUUAAAGAGAUCCAAGCAACAACAUAUCAGAUGUUCAAAAAUAUUUCUUCUGUUACGUUGUGACUAAUGCAGUGUUUAAUUCAGAGUUCUCAAGAACAUGUCUCGGUCAUAGAUCAUCCCAAAACCAAAAUAAGUCAAUUAUAUAAUGUUUAAAGGAAAUAAAGCUGGUUUAGGAUCAUUAAGAUUUUUUUUUUUCUAUUAUGAUAUUAUAUUUCCCCACAACUCUAAUUACAAUAAAGCAAAAAAGGGAGAAAAUAAUAUAUUAUUAUAUUAUUAUAUUAUUUAAAUUAUAUUUUAAUGCUGAUUUUAUAUAUAUAUAUAUAUAUAUAUAUAUAUAACCAGUUACUACAUGUUUUUUUGAACAGUAAGAUUUUUUAAGUUUUUUUUUAAAGAAGUCUCUUCUGCUUACCAAGCCUGCGUUUAUUUGAUCCAAAGUACAGCAAAAUCAGUAAAAUGUUAAAAUAUUUUAGAAGAACAGCAUUUAUUUGAAAUAGAAAUCUUUUCUAACAUUAUAAAUGUUUUUAUCAUCACUUUUGAUUAAUUUAAAUCAUCCUUACUAAAAAAAAAUAUAUAUACUGACUCCAGGCUUUUGAAUGGUAUAGUGUAUAAUGUUACAAACGCUUUUUAUUUCAGAUAAUGCUGAUAUGGGAUAUUUCUGUUCGUCAAAGAAUCCUAAUAAAAUUGUAUUCAGCUGUUUAUUAAUAAUAAUAAUAAUAAUAAUAAUAGUAAUAAUCAGAAAUGUUUUUAAACAGCAAAUCAGUAUAUUAGAAUGAUUUCUGAAGGAUCAUGUGACACUGAAGACUGGAGUAAUGAUGCUGAAAAUUCAGCUUUGAUCACAGAAAUAAAUUACAUUUUAAAAUAUAUUCAAAUAGAAAGCAAUUAUUUUAAAUAUAAUAAAAAAAAUAAAACAAUAUUACUGCUUUUGCUGUAUUUUGGAUUAAAUAAAUGCAGGCUUGGUGAGCAGAAGAGAUGUCUUUAAAAAAAACAUUAAAAAUCUUACUGUUUAAACUUUUAACUGGUAGUGUAUACAUCUUUUUCUUUCUUUUUUUUUUUUUUUUUUUUCCUGAAAUGUGAGCUUGGGCAUUUUUUGCAAGUACUUUUUCAUUGAGCUGAGAAACAGUAAGCACAGUGCCUUUACUCUGUACAGCAUUUUGUAAAACACUAUAAAAACAAGAAACCGUUUUAAGAUUAAUGUUGUGAUGCUUCAGUAAAUACUGAUUGAAAUACUGAUUAUUUUUGAAGCACGCAUUAAGAAUAUAUGACUUUAUCUACAUAAUUCAAUGGAAGGCUUGCUUGUUUUGUGUGAAGGCUUGCAGAAUUGAAUUUUCAGCGUCAUACAGUUGAGUUCCUGUAAUUACUGAAUGUUAAACUGAUCUUGUUCAGAAAAUCAGAAAUUGCUAGUAAUAAUUUUCAAAGAACAGCAUCUGCAGUUAUUGUGGACGUCUUAAUGAAUUAAUUGGAUCAAAUGGAUCUGUGUUUGCUUAUCUAUAAAUAUCAAUUUAAACCAAAGUAAUAUCCUAAUAUACUUGGAAAUGCAGUCCUGGUUUUCCUGCAGUAUCAGACCUGGAUAUACCAUAAUGCCUUGGUUUGGGAUUGAUCACUUCAGCAUCACCCACAAAAUGACCAUUUGGAAAUGGCUACGUAAUUUAUCAACAUUUGUUGAUGUAAUAAAAUCUCUAAAGAACA